AUGAAUAAAUUUAUCUCAUCAUCAUCAUCAACAUCGUCAUCAUCCACAUCAUCAUCAUUGCUAAAUAAUGCGCUUAAUUCAUAUCUAAAUCAACGACCAUCACGGCCACCAUCAUCAUCAUCCAUUAGUAUACAUUCAAUUCCAUCCAUAAUAACGAAUAAUAAUAAUAAUAAUAACGUAAAUUUAAAUCCACUAAAUCAUCAUCAAGGAGCAAUUGAUUGUUCUAAUCGUUUGAAUCUGGUUUCAAUUGAUGAACAUCAACGUUUACAAUUGACCAAUACAUCAUCAACAACGAAUGUCACUACGAUAUCAUCAUCAUCCAUAAAGAAUGAACAUAAUGCUCAUCACCAUCAUCAGCAACAACAACAACAACGAUCAUCCGUUAUACAUCAGACAUCAAAUGGUGGACAUCAUCAUUGUAUAUCGCAAUCAUUAUCUUUGAAUAAUAAUAAUAAUAUUGUAUCCAAUGAUGGUCAACAACAAUCGAAUGGAAAUGAACAACAAAGUAAUAAUAAUAAUAAUUCAUUAGAAGCAUUAGCAACAGCCGCUUCAAGUCUUUAUCCUGGUACGCCGAUUAAUGUUGCAUUAGCUGCUGCUGCUGCUGCUGCUGCCGCUGCUGCUGCCGCCGCCGCCGCCGCUUCAUCAACAUCAGAAUCAGCCAGUAAUAAUAAUAAUAAUCAAAAAUCAAAUUCAAAAACGAUAACGAAAUCAACGAUAUCUUCACCACCACCACCACCACCAUCAAUAUCACCAUUACCAUCACCACUAAUACAAUCGAAUAUAACAAAUACGAUACCAUCUCCAACACCAUCAUCAACAUCGUCAUCACAAUCGGAUACAAAUAAUCUUCCACCUGUACAUAUAACUGCACAAAGACUAGGCAUUCCAUUAAAUUUAAUUUCCACAUUAGAAUUUGUAAAUGGUGGCCAUGGUAUAAAGAAUCCAUUUUUAUCAUCUAAUGAACAUCAAUUUGGAUUCGAAAAUAGUAAUAAUAAAUCCACAUCAUCAUCAUCAUCAUCGUUUAAUCAAUCAUCCGAUGAUCCAUUAAAAUGUUCAAUAUGUGGUAAACGUUUUACAUUGGCACGUCUACUUAAUCGUCAUCUAAAAUGUCAUUCAGAUAUAAAACGUUAUCUUUGUACAUUCUGUGGUAAAGGAUUUAAUGAUACAUUCGAUUUGAAACGACAUACACGUACUCAUACAGGUGUUAGGCCAUAUCGUUGUAAUCUAUGUGACAAAUCAUUUACACAACGUUGUUCAUUAGAAUCACAUACAUUAAAAGUACAUGGUAUUGCACAUGAAUAUGGUUAUAAAGAACGUCGUAAUAAGAUGUAUGUCUGUGAAGAAUGUGGUUGUACAACUAGCCAACCAGAAGAACAUUAUAUGCAUCUAAAAUGUCAUCAUCCAUAUAGUCCGGCAUUAUCAAAAUUUUAUGAUCGUCGUCAUUUUAAAUUCAAUAAUAAUGAAUUUCCAUUUAGCGGUAAAGAAGAUGGUGGUGGUGGUGGUGGUGGUCAUCAUCGACAUCGACAAACGGCAUCACGUUCUUGAUUGAUUAACUAAUUGAUUGAUGAUCACUAUUGAAAUAUUGGUAAUAGAGAAUUCAAGAAGAAAAUCUUAAUCAAACAAACAAAACGAAAAAAAAAUUUUCAUCAUCAUCAUCAUCACACAAUCUUUGGAUCUCUUUAGAGCCAUAAAUAUAACCAAAAUAAUAACCAUUGGACCUCUUUCUAUUGUUUGAUCAUAAAGCCAUCGAUUCCAUCCACACAAUCACCUCGAUCAUCAUCAUCAUCAUUAUUCGUUACUUGAAUUUUUUUUUCUGUUCUCUUCCAACUAACUAAUUAACUAACUGACCAACUCUAUCCACGAUAUAAACUAACAUUUUUUUUUUUGGUCUCAU
Molecule: messenger RNA, 1894 nt
Organism: Dermatophagoides farinae (American house dust mite)
Lineage: Eukaryota; Metazoa; Arthropoda; Arachnida; Sarcoptiformes; Pyroglyphidae
Source: RefSeq, a predicted model, not a curated record